This is a messenger RNA of Solenopsis invicta (red fire ant), 837 nucleotides long. RefSeq lists its product as uncharacterized. Gene Ontology annotation, molecular function: nucleic acid binding. The record is from RefSeq and is a predicted model, not a curated record. The transcript has a single exon. Lineage: Eukaryota; Metazoa; Arthropoda; Insecta; Hymenoptera; Formicidae. Bases 1 to 837 code for a protein of 278 amino acids.
AUGGCGACACGCGCCGUGCAUCUCGAGCUAAUCGACGGCUAUUCGACUCCGGCGUUCUUAGGAGCGUACGCCCGAUUUGUUGCGCGCAGAGGGCUCCCAGAGUCUAUGUACUCAGACAAUGGGACUACCUUCGUCGGCGCGGAUCGCGAAAUGACCGCCUCAUUUCGAGCCGCUCUUCGCGAUCCCGCCUUCCUCAAAAAUCGCCUCAGACUCCAUCUCUUGGCAUUUUAUACCUCCCGCAGCCCCCAUUUCGGAGGACUGUGGGAGGCAGGCGUCCGGAGUGUAAAACACCACCUCCGCCGUGUGGUAGGAGCGCACACUCUUACUUUUGAGGAGUUGUCGACUCUCCUCUGCGGAGUUGAGGCGUGCUUAAACUCCCGUCCGUUGGCUCCGCUCACGGACUCGCUCGAUGACUACGAACCGCUCACGCCUGGGCACUUGUUGAUCGGUGCCGCUCUCACCUCGCGCCCAGAGCCAUCAUUGUUGUCGGUUAAUGAAAAUCGCUUAACUCGCUGGCAGCUCGUUCAGCAGCUCAAAGAGCGAUUCUGGAAGCUGUGGCAGAGCGACUACAUUAAUACUCUACAGCAGCGAGCAAAGUGGCGACGCAUUCAACUACCAGGCAUUAAACUCGGGCAAAUGGUACUACUUCGGAACCCUUUGCUCCCGCCAUGCAAAUGGGAGCUCGGUCGCGUGAGUCAGUGUCAUCCGGGUUCCGACGGCUUAACUCGAGUCGUCACAAUCAAAACGGCGUCCGCUGAGUAUAAACGACCGCUAUCUAAAAUAUGCGUUUUGCCGGUCGAAAUCGAUCCGGCAGAUUCCGAACCUGACGAACCAUGA